Messenger RNA from Prunus avium (sweet cherry), 1394 nucleotides. It is a transcript of the gene UMAMIT22, whose product is annotated as nodulin MtN21 /EamA-like transporter family protein. Lineage: Eukaryota; Viridiplantae; Streptophyta; Magnoliopsida; Rosales; Rosaceae. The record is from RefSeq and is a predicted model, not a curated record. Gene Ontology annotation, molecular function: transmembrane transporter activity. Gene Ontology annotation, cellular component: membrane.
UUCCUCAAAUUAGAUGCCACAGAUGAACGUCUAAAUUAUAAAACCACAACAUGAAGAGUUUACUUGGUUGUGCUUUGGUAAUGGAGAGGCACAAGCCUUAUAUUGCCAUGCUCUUCAUACAAUUUGUGUAUGCAGGUAUGGCCUUGUUCUCUAAGGCAGCAAUGGCCAAAGGAAUGAACCCUUAUGUGUUUGUGGUUUAUCGUCAAGCUUUCGCUUCCCUCGCCUUAGCUCCAUUUGCUUUCUUCUUUGAAAGUUCGAAAGACGCUCCUCUUUCCUACACCUUACUCUGCAAGAUUUUCUUCAUUUCCUUAUCUGGGAUUACCCUGAGUUUAAAUCUGUACUAUGUUGCAAUAAACUACACCUCUGCAACGUUUGCAGCAGCCACCACCACAACAAUUCCAGCAAUUACCUUUGUCAUGGCGGUUUUGUUAAGAAUGGAAAGCAUUUCUAUGAAACAUUUGUAUGGUGUAGCCAAGGUGUUGGGUUCUCUCACAAGCCUUUCAGGGGCAUUGGUGUUUGCUUUAGUUAAGGGGCCUUCCAUAAAGUUCAUGAAUUGGUAUCCAUCACAUCAUCAGACACAAAUUUCAGACUCAUCAUCUUCCUCCAGAGGGGACUGGAUAAAAGGAUCCUUGUUCAUGAUUUCAGCCAAUACUGCCUGGUCUUUGUGGCUAAUUUUGCAGGGUCCCAUUGUCAAGCAAUAUCCGGCAAAGUUGAGGCUUACCAAUCUGCAAUGCUUCUUUAGCUGCAUCCAAUCAUCAUUUUUGGCCAUUGCAAUUGAGAGAAACCCAUCAGCUUGGAAGAUUGGAUGGGACAUUCAUCUUCUCUCUGUUUUCUAUUGUGGUGUAAUUGUGACUGGAAUUACCUACUGGCUGCAAGUUUGGGCCAUAGAGAAGAAAGGCCCAGUUUUCACAGCGAUGUUCACUCCUUUAGCACUGAUUAUAACAGCGAUCUUCUCAGCAAUCAUGUGGAAAGAAGCCCUUCACUGGGGAAGUAUUGGUGGAGGCGUAUUGCUUGUUGUGGGUCUGUAUAGCGUUUUGUGGGGAAAGGACAAAGAAGACAGGAAAAGCGAAGAAAGUGAACAGAAACAAGAAAGCAAGGAGGAAGUGAUAUAAGAGUGCAUUAUUAGUUGAUGGGGAUGGGAUUGUAGCAAAAAUUCGAUUGGAUGAAUAAAAGGCAUUCCCACGAUGAAUGUUUGUCAUGAACACACAUUAGAUUAAAGCAGUGAUCAUCUCUUUUUGUAACUAUCAAUCGAGGGCUAAAGUUUCCCUUUAUUUUCUUUUUCUUGUCUAAAUUUGUGUUGCAAAAGUUAAAUGUUUAUAGGCUUUGUUUGUGCUAGAUUCCCUGUUUACAUAUGAGAUGCGUACUUAUGAAUUUUUGGAACAGAUUUGAAGUUG